AUGGCGGCGGCGGGGCCGGCGGGCGAUGGAGGGCGGCGAAGCGGGCGGCGGCCUCCUGCAGCAGAUCCUCAGCCUCCGCCUCGUGCCCCGCGUGGGGAACGGCACCACCACCUACUCCAGCCCUCUCUCCACCUUCCCAGAGAUGUGGUAUGGCGUCUUCCUCUGGGCCCUCGUCUCCUCCCUCUCCUUCCACGUCCCGGCUGCGCUGCUGGCGCUGUUCACGCUGCGGCACCACAAGUACGGCCGGUUCAUGUCCGUGAGCCUCCUGCUGAUGGGCAUCGUGGGACCCAUCACCGCCGGCAUCCUCACAAGUGCUGCCAUUGCUGGAGUUUACAGAGCUGCGGGCAAAAAAAUGAUUCCCUUUGAAGCCCUCAUUUUAGGAGUGGGCCAGACAUUCUGUGUGGUGGUGGUCUCAUUUCUACGGAUUUUGGCCACUCUCUAAGCUCUCCUUCAGUCCUUGGAGACCACAGACCCAAGGAGGAGCAGAGGAUCUACCACCCACCCUGUCUCUGGAACACAUGGUUAAAGGCCCCCUGAGGGCCUGCUCCUGCCUCCAGCCUGGCUUGAAAUUAAGCUACAAACUGUGAAUUUUGUUACUUUUUGGUAACAUUAAGUGCCAUGUGAAACUUUUCUGUCCCUGGAGCAUAGGAAAAGGGCUGCUGGAGGAGGAGGAGGGCCACCUGCCUUUUACCAGUGAUGAACUGUUAGCAACAGGAGGUAACACAAGUGUGACGUGGACCCUUCUGAGGUAGAAACAGCACUUGAGACCUCAGAGCUUUGGCCUCCUGCUGUUUUGCCUGCAGGUGAACCUGCAGUUCUUUUAAUGUGAUUUGUUUUAAAGUGAGAAAAUGAAUUUGUUUCAGGCCCUUGGUCUUAGGGAAAGGAAAAAUGGUUUUAGAGAGCUGAAAGUGUGAAUCUGUGGCUGAGAGCUGUGCCUGGGAAGGCUGUGGCCACAGGCUCUCCUCAUGAAUUGCUUUAGUUUCAGUGACUCUUCACUAACUUCUGGCUCAGCCCUUUUGCCUGGAGGUGUGCAAUGCUUCUGGGGGCUUGGUUCCUCAGAGCCUUGGGAGGAGCUGAGGUGGAAUCCCAAGUGUGCAGCCUGCCCUGUGGCUUUGCUCUUCUUGGGUAUUUCUCAGCAGCUGCUGCUCAUGGGGGCUGCUGGGGGAAGGCACCAUCUGCACCCAGCCUCCCAGCACACAUCCCACCGUGUGUUUGCUGAGCUCCUCUGAUUCCCAAACCACUUCACCUUUUGUACCUGUCACCUGUGCUCACCCAGGGCUCCGUGUUUCUCAUGAACAAGAAGUUCUCUCGAGGUACAAACUUCUCUGGAGUGGUCUGAUGACAGCUGAUGGCAAGAGGUGGUUUCAGGGGUGACUUAACUGAGAUCACUCAAAGUUUUAGCCCUUGUUAAUUCAGGGAAUAAAUCUGUGUAUUUUAGGAAAACUUUACUGUGAAUCUUUCCCCUUAGAUAGGUGAGGUCCAAGUGGUGUAACUGUACUAAAGCCUGGACUUUGGAGGGCCCUGGGUGCUGUACUGCUUGCAGAGAGCCAGUCUUCCUAUGGCAGCAGACCCCAGAGAAAGGUUGGGCCUCUCCUUCCCUCUUUGCUCCUGCCUCUGGUGAAAAAGCAGGAGUCCUGAUCAUUCCAGAUGGAUUAGAAGGGCUCUGGGCAGUAGGUGGAGAGAAGUUCUGCUCCACCUCUUCUCUGCCCUUGUGAGACCACAUCUGGAAUAUUGUGUCCAGUUCUGGGCCCCUCACUUCAAGAGGGACAGAGAGCUGCUGGAGAGAGUUCCACGCAGGGCCACAAAGAUGAUGGAGUGGAGCAUCUCCCUUGUGAUGAAAGGCUGAGGGAGCUGGGGCUCUGUAGCUCGGAGGAGACUGAGGGGUGACCUCAUUCAUAUUUACAAAUCCAUAAAGAGUGGGUGUGAGGAGGAUAGAGCCAGGCUGUGCUCAGUGAUGGCCAAUGACAGCACAAGGGGCACAAGCUGGAACAGAAGAGGUUCCAAAGAAACACGGAGAAAAACCUCUUCCCUGUUGAGGUGAGGAAGCCCUGGAAGGGGCUGCCCAGAUGGGCUGUGGAGUCUCCUCUGGAGACAUUCAAAGCCCACCUGGAUGAGUUCCUGUGUGCCCUACUCUAGGUGGUGCUGCUCUGGCAGGGGAGGUGCACUGGAUGAGCUUUUGAGGUCCCUUCCAGCCCUUGAGAUUCUGUGAUUGUGGCAGUUCCUCAGCAGCAGUGGCAUCUGGGCUGCGAGGAGCUCAGAACAAAGAAACCAACCAAACUGGGUGAGUGGAAACCCUCCUGCUUUCUACCUGUUGUAAUCUCCCAAAGUCUGUUUCCAGGAGGGUUCUGCAUUACCUGAGGAGCUGGCAGGGUGGCUGCUGUUGGGAAGUUGAGUGAUCAGACCUGGGGCUGCUCCUCUCUGCUGGGGAGCUGUGAUAUUCAGGGAGUUCUCACAUAAAAGGUGAACAAUCAGCCACUGACUUCUGAUGAGUAGUUGCACUGGGGGUGAGCUGUGUGUGUCACCUUGGUUCUCCCAGACUCCUCCACUCCCCUGGCUGCCUUCCCCACCUCCCUCCUGUAAAAGCAGAUCCAAGUGGGAAGGAAGAGGAGGAGGCUGGAGGGGAUGCACAGAUCCAUCACUGCUGGCGCUUCCCCUGCCCCACUGCAUCGGUUUGGUCUCCCCUUUGUGUUCCUUAUCCUCAGGGAGGCCAGCAGAGGAAUCCCUUCAGUUCCCAGCAGGGGGUGGUGGACUUUCCUCAGGCAAAAUUGCCAAAAACUGCAAAGAGCUUGCAGAAGUGUGAGCACUGAGGUGUGUGGGGCUGGGCAGUGAUGCAAGCCCUCAGCCAGGGAGCUCAGGCAGGGAAACCCCUUGGAGGGAAGGGCCUGCCCUGGAGAAGCACCACUGCGUGUGCUGAGGCUCGUGGCCCUCUGCUUUGUGUGUGUGUGCAGCUCCUGUGCAGGGCUGCUUCAGGUUACCACUGUGUCCUCUCUUGGUCCUGAUCACUGCAGUUAGGAACAAACCUUUACCUGAUAGAGAACUGUAAAGUUUCUUUUUCUCCUGGCACAUCUAGUGCUGGUGAUCAAUAAAUCUGUACUGAGCGA
Molecule: messenger RNA, 3101 nt
Organism: Colius striatus (speckled mousebird)
Lineage: Eukaryota; Metazoa; Chordata; Aves; Coliiformes; Coliidae
Gene: TMEM170A
Product: transmembrane protein 170A
Exons: 3
Coding region: 26-442 (138 amino acids)
Biological process (GO): endoplasmic reticulum tubular network organization
Cellular component (GO): endoplasmic reticulum membrane
Source: RefSeq, a predicted model, not a curated record